UGCUGUAAAUGAAAGAGAGCGGCUAUGAGAUUUCUUUCCUCGUGUGUAGCACUUUAAAGCAUUUUGCUUUUCUGAUUUAUUCAUUUCUGUUCUUUUAGUUUCAUUCCUUACUGAAAUGAAUGUGACAUACAUCAGUCUUGAUGGACAUAUUGAGGUUGAAAAAUACAGAUAUGUUUACUUUGUUCUCAUGUUUACUGUUUACAUUUUGAUCCUGUCCAGCAGUGCAAUGGUUGUUUACUUGAUAAUGAUUCACAAAAACCUCCAUGAGCCCAUGUAUAUAUUUAUUGCUGCUUUGUUAAUUAACUCAAUGCUUUUUAGUACUACAGUUUACCCAAAGCUUUUGAUAGACUUUUUAUCUGAAAAACAGAUAAUAACUUUUCCAGUCUGUCUCUUGCAGAGUUUUUUAUUCUAUUCCCUAAGUGGUUCUGAAUUCUUGCUGUUAGCAGCCAUGGCUUAUGACAGAUAUGUGUCCAUCUGUAAACCUCUGCAAUAUCCAACCAUCAUGAGAAAAACAAAAGUGAGUAUUUUUCUUUUUCUAGCUUGGCUUGUACCUGCCAGUCAUAUUGUUGUGGCCAUUAUUAUAUUUACUCAUUUAAAACUCUGUAACUUUAGUUUGAGAGGUAUUUAUUGCAAUAAUUCUAUAAAUAGAUUAUUUUGUGUUUUUUCAAGAGCAGUAAUGAUACGUAUAUGGCAUAGUAGUUCUGUUUAAUAUGAGUCUUCUUCCGUUGUUUUUCAUACUAUUCACCUACACAAUGAUACUAUUAGUGGCCUAUAGAAGUUGUGGGGAAGUGAGGAAAAAAGCUGCACAGACAUGUUUACCUCACCUGUUUGUUA
Messenger RNA from Cyprinodon tularosa, 834 nucleotides. Its product is annotated as putative olfactory receptor 13C6. Lineage: Eukaryota; Metazoa; Chordata; Actinopteri; Cyprinodontiformes; Cyprinodontidae. Gene Ontology annotation, biological process: G protein-coupled receptor signaling pathway. The record is from RefSeq and is a predicted model, not a curated record. The transcript has a single exon. Gene Ontology annotation, molecular function: G protein-coupled receptor activity. Bases 116 to 709 code for a protein of 197 amino acids. Gene Ontology annotation, cellular component: membrane.